GAUCGAUCGAUAUAUAUAUAUAUAUAUAUAUAUAUAGCCAUCGCCACAGGAAAUCUCAUCGCCACAGGAAAUCUCUCAAACACAACACAUGCUGGAUGAUCACGGGGAAGAGCAUCCAUACAAAAAUGGGCGCGCAGGGGACUUCUUUGGGAGCAACUAAAAGAAAGUCAUGCCUGAAACGAAAAAAAAGUGACAAAAAAAUAAGUAGGAGCAUCAAAAGGAUAAAAGCUGAUAUGGUAGAGAUCAGCGAGGGACAAAAACGCAUAAGAGAGGGACAAAAGGAAGUCAGGGAAAAAUUUCAAGAAAUAAGUGAAGAGGCUGCCAAAUUAAAAGAGGAGACUCAUCUGAUCUCGAAGCAGAGUGCCGCAAAUGAACUCAGGCUUCAUCUUAUGUUCCAAAUCAUCAAAGCAAGAGCAGAGAAUGAUUAUGCCAAGGACGCCCUCCUCACUCAAAACUUACGUGAUCUAAUGGGAAGCAGAGCCAUAGCAUGAGCAAGCCUUCGUAGGAGAAGCAAGAAUUAACCCUGCUUCAUAGAACUAUAUAUCAUCUACUGUUUCUACUCUGCAGUUCAAUCUGCAAUAAAUAAGUUGCAUGCAAUUGACUCCGAGUCCAAGGAGUUUUUCUUCUACCUUCAUUUAUGUUUGUUAUUACAAUGUUUUUGUAUUAAGAUAAUCAUGUUUUAUAUUCACGUCAAGAAGGUUAUUAUUA
This is a messenger RNA of Populus nigra (black poplar), 708 nucleotides long. RefSeq lists its product as uncharacterized. Lineage: Eukaryota; Viridiplantae; Streptophyta; Magnoliopsida; Malpighiales; Salicaceae. The transcript is spliced from 3 exons. The record is from RefSeq and is a predicted model, not a curated record. Bases 96 to 491 code for a protein of 131 amino acids.